This is a messenger RNA of Rhincodon typus (whale shark), 2387 nucleotides long. RefSeq names its product suppressor of tumorigenicity 7 protein homolog. The coding region runs from base 552 to 2159 and encodes 535 amino acids. The transcript has 15 exons. The record is from RefSeq and is a predicted model, not a curated record. Lineage: Eukaryota; Metazoa; Chordata; Chondrichthyes; Orectolobiformes; Rhincodontidae.
UCAGAAGUUAUCAGAGGUAGAUGGCAAUGUGUAAUUUGAAACACAGAGCAGCCUUGAUUUUAUUGACUGAUGGAACGGGCUUGAGCAGCCAAAAUGGUCUACUUCUACAACUAUUUGAAUCCACUUACAGAAGCAAGUGACAUGACUAAUAAGCCAGCCAGUACACUGCGUACAAACACAUUUCAUCAAACGUAAUGGAUUACAUGGUUUUUGAUCUUCCAGAAUUCCCUAGAUUCUAUAACAGACAAUGCGUACAGUUGCACUGUUUCCCUGCACCUUUGGCUAUAGGUGCAGUUGCACUCCCUUUCUGAUCUCUCUCUGCACCUUAUUGCUGCCUAUAGGCGCAGUUACACUUCUUCCUGGUCACUCGCACUCUUUGUAUCUUACAGCUGCUUGUGGGUUGUUACACUGUUCUAGCUGCACUCCAGCUCUCACAGUCUACAUGCUGUGAUGACAGUGUUGCUGUUGCAUGAUUUGAGUCAUGAGGCAGGAUUGAUCCCAGAAUACACUGUGGUCUGGAGUUGAGUUUGAGCUGACAGUAGCAGCUGGAAAUGGCUGAAGUGGGCAGCAGUCUCUUAGAGCAGCUCAAAUCCUGUAUCGUCUGGUCCUGGACGUACUUGUGGACGCUGUGGUUUUUUCUGAUGCUUUUCCUGGUUUACAUCCUGCGGGUUCCUCUGAAAAUCAACGACAAUCUGAGUACAGUGAGUAUGUUUUUGAAUACAUUAACCCCCAAAUUCUACGUUGCUCUGACAGGCACAUCUUCUUUGAUCUCUGGGCUUAUUCUGAUAUUUGAAUGGUGGUAUUUUCGAAAGUAUGGGACAUCAUUUAUUGAGCAGGUAUCAGUCAGCCACUUACGACCCUUGCUUGGUGGGGUGGACAACGCUGCCCCCAGUAACUCCACCUCCAAUAAUGGAGAGACUGAUUCCAACAGACAAAGUGUAUCAGAAUGUAAGGUGUGGCGGAAUCCACUCAAUUUAUUUAGAGGAGCAGAAUACAAUCGGUAUACAUGGGUAACGGGAAGGGAGCCUCUGACAUAUUAUGACAUGAAUCUUUCCGCACAAGAUCAUCAGACUUUCUUCACUUGUGAGACUGACCACUUGCGGCCUGCAGACGCUAGUAAGAAGGACUUAAUGCAGAAAGCUUGGAGAGAGAGGAACCCACAAGCAAGAAUUUCAGCAGCGCAUGAAGCCUUAGAAUUAAAUGAGGUAUUUUACCAUUGGCGUCCACUGCUACAGCCGCUGCAAGCAAAGAGAAGGACCCAAAAUGGAAUAAACUUCACAAUAUGUGCCACUGCGUACAUUCUUUUGGCUGAAGAAGAAGCCACUACUAUUGUGGAAGCAGAAAGACUUUUUAAACAGGCACUAAAAGCAGGGGAGGUUUGUUAUAGACGUAGCCAACAACUACAGCACCAUGGAGCUCAGUAUGAAGCACAGCACAGUAAUUCCACAGUUAGGAUAGCUUGUUUACACAACAGCAGAAGGAACUGCUUAUUCCAGAACUCAGAUAUUAGCUUACCAAAGUCAGCAACAAUAUGCUACACAGCAGCACUACUUAAAGCAAGAGCAGUCUCUGACAAAUUCUCACCAGAGGCUGCCUCAAGGCGAGGGCUGAGUACUGCAGAAAUGAAUGCUGUAGAAGCAAUACACAGGGCAGUAGAAUUUAACCCACAUGUACCCAAAUAUUUAUUAGAAAUGAAAAGUUUAAUACUUCCACCAGAACAUAUUCUGAAGAGAGGAGACAGUGAAGCAAUAGCAUAUGCAUUCUUCCAUCUUCAACACUGGAAACGGGUAGAAGGAGCUCUCAACCUAUUACAUUGUACCUGGGAGGGAACUUUUCGAAUGAUCCCCUAUCCCUUGGAAAAAGGUCACCUUUUUUAUCCAUAUCCAAUUUGCACAGAGACUGCAGACAGAGAAUUGCUGCCAUCAUUUCAUGAAGUUUCAGUGUAUCCCAAGAAGGAGCUUCCAUUCUUCAUCCUGUUCACAGCCGGCCUGUGCUCCUUCACUGCCAUGUUGGCUCUCCUCACACAUCAGUUUCCAGAACUCAUGGGAGUCUUCGCGAAAGCUUUUCUCAGUACAUUGUUUGCUCCAUUAAACUUUGUGAUGGAAAAGGUUGAAAGCAUUUUGCCUUCAAGCCUGUGGCAUCAAUUGACACGGAUCUAAGAAGAAAGGAGUUGUGAUAGACUGACUUACCAUGACACCUGUGCCAAGCUCACAUCUUGCAGAGUGCAAAACAGCAUGAAAAAGGGAUGAAAAUCUAUGACUUUAAGACUCUAUAUGCUAUGUUUUGUUCUUACGUGGACAUGUUUUCUGUUGUACCAAACAAAAGUUGUUGUUGUUCUAUUUUAUUAUUUUGCUUUUAGCAAAAUUCUACAAAAAUAAACAAAAAAG